AUGAAAGCUGCGUUUUUCAUUUUGUCAUUUCGUCGAACACAUGAUGCACAUCUCCCUCCCCCUCCAUUUAUAUCAUUCACACAAUUCCUAAACCUAAACAGUCACACUAACCCGGUCGGAUUCUAUCGAUGGAAUCACACACGGAGGAGGAUGAGUGGUGACGUAGUAAGGAAAGCUUGGGUGGUGGCCGCUACCAUCGGGUCGGUUGAGGCGUUGAAAGAUCAAGGCGUUGCACUGUGGAACAAACCUCUUAUGAAAAUUUCUUAUUAUUCGUCAACGGUGGUUACAACUCGUAAAUUCAGAGUGAGGAGAGGAAAAGAGGAAUCGAUGAAGAAAGCCAUGGAUAUGAGCUGCUUUGGUUCAAAUAAUGUUAGAUUUUAG
Molecule: messenger RNA, 381 nt
Organism: Lactuca virosa
Lineage: Eukaryota; Viridiplantae; Streptophyta; Magnoliopsida; Asterales; Asteraceae
Source: the annotation of a GenBank genome assembly